UUCUGACUGAAAAACAUCUUUCCAUAAAAAGGCUUGAAUGAUUGUUUCUGAAAAUGAGGGAUGGAUUGGUUUGUUUAUCAGCAGCAGGAAAAUGACUGGAUGUAAAAAAGUGUUUUUGUUAUUAGCUCAGACGUUCACUGAGAAGAACCUGGCUUUGCUGGACAAACAGAGACCCCCCCCCUCAGCUCUAACCUCCUCAGUCACUCAUGGGAAAAGUCUACUAUGUCAGUAAAAAUGUUGGCCUCGCCAUUCUUGCGCUGGCAGCCACCGCACUGAUUACGAUAGUAGCUCUAUCCAUCGCCUACAACAGCGAAAAGACCAAGAAUCUGAGUAACCACGGAGGGGGGGUGGCGGACACCGGCACGCCUUUGCCUCCCACCACCCCCUUCAUCCCAAAGGACCCGUGGGAUCACUACAGACUUCCAACCUCCCUCACCCCCGUCUCCUAUAACAUCACGCUGUGGCCCCGGCUGGAGCCCGGCGCUGAUGGCGUUUACGCCUUCACGGGACGGUCGGCGGUGGUCUUCAGGUGUGCAAUGGCCACAGACCUCAUCAUCCUCCACUGCAACAAGCUGAACCUCACCAGCGUCCGUGGACACCUCGCUGAGCUGAGCGGCCUGGAUGGAGCCGCUGUUCCUGACAUCCAGAGGACUUGGUUGGUGGAGAGGACGGAGUUUCUGGUUGUCCAGCUGCGCGGCAGACUGACCGCGGGAGCGUCCUACAUCCUUCAGACUGAAUUCAGAGGAGAGCUGGCUGAUGACCUGGAAGGAUUCUACAGGAGUGAAUACACGGAGAACGGCGUGAAGAAAGUCAUUGCCACCUCUCAGAUGCAGGCGACGUACGCCAGGAAAGCUUUUCCGUGCUUCGAUGAACCAGCCAUGAAAGCCGUCUUCAACGUCACCAUCAUCCACAGCAGAGAUACCACAGCUCUUUCCAACGGCCAGCAAAUAUAUUCUAGAGACUCUGUCAUUGAGAAGACGCCUGUCAGAGUUACUGCUUUUGAACCCACCAAGAGAAUGUCCACGUACCUGCUGGCUUUUAUCGUCACCGAUUUUUCCUACAAUCAGUUCAACCAAAGUGAUUUGUUGGUUCGAAUUUGGGCUCAGAGAGAAGCCAUUGAACGAGGUCACGGCGUCUACGCUCUCAAUGUGACCGAGCCCAUCCUGCGCUUCUACCAGAAGUACUACAACUCUCCCUAUCCUCUCUCCAAGUUAGAUCAAAUUGCUCUGCCGGAUUUCAAUGCUGGCGCGAUGGAGAACUGGGGUUUGGUCACGUACAGAGAGACCGCUCUGCUCUUCGACCCCCAACUCUCCUCCACUGGAAACAAGGAGAGGAUUUCAACGACCAUCUCGCACGAACUGGCUCACAUGUGGUUUGGAAACUUGGUGACCCUGCGGUGGUGGAACGACUUGUGGCUGAACGAGGGCUUUGCGUCAUACGUGGAGUACCUCGGGGUGGACUACGCCGAGCCCUCGUGGAAUGUGAAAGACCACAUCGUUCUGUACGAGAUGCAGAGAGCGUUCGCCGUGGACGCCCUGGCCUCCUCACACCCGCUCUCCAGGGGGGAGGAGGAGGUCAACACUCCUGCAGAGAUCACUGAGAUGUUUAACACCAUCUCCUACAACAAGGGAGCUGCAGUGCUCAGGAUGCUGUCGAAGUUUCUCACUGAGGGUGUCUUUGUUGUAGGACUCAGUUCUUACCUCAAUACGUUUGCCUUCAACAACACAGACCACUCAGACCUGUGGAACCAUCUCCAGCAGGCGGUGGAUAAGACGCCAGGUUUGGAAAUUCCUCACUCUGUCAAAGACAUCAUGAGCCGCUGGACUCUCCAGAUGGGCUUCCCAGUGGUGACCAUUGACACCCGCACAGGAAACAUCAACCAGACGCACUUCCUGUUGGAUCCAGACUCUGUGGUGGGAAGGCUCUCCCAGUUCAAUUACAUUUGGUAUGUUCCUGUCAAAUGGAUGAAGAAUGGUGUGGAGCAGGAACAGUACUGGCUCCUUCAGAAAUCAGCCAGUGUUGAUCAGAUGAGAGUUUCAGGGGAGGACUGGGUCCUGGCAAAUACAAACGUAUCCGGAUACUUCAGGGUCAACUACGAUCAAGACAACUGGGAUCGCCUGAUCAAUCUCCUCAGCACCGACCAUCAGACUUUACCAGCCAUCAACCGAGCACAGAUCAUAGACGACGCAUUUAACCUGGCAAGGGCAAAAAUAAUAAGUACCAAGCUGGCCCUAAGAACGACCAAGUAUCUGUCCAAAGAGAGGGACUACAUUCCCUGGGAGUCGGCGCUGGGCAGUCUCAACUACUUCAUUCUCAUGUUCGAUCGCACCGAAGUCUUCGGACCGCUGCAGGCAUAUCUAAGGAAACAAGUCAGACCACUUUUCGAGCAUUUCAGGACGCUCACGGCCAACUGGACCAUCGUUCCCGCAAACCACAAUGACCAGUACAACCAGAUAAACGCCAUUGACAUGGCGUGCAGUGUGGGGGUGAAGGAAUGUGGGGAACUCAUCAAAGGCUGGUACAGACGGUGGAUGGAAAAGCCAUCUCACAACCCGAUCCACCCCAACCUGAAGAGCACGGUUUACUGCAAAGCCGUUGCUCUGGGUGGAGUGGAGGAGUGGGACUUCACCUGGCAGAUGUUCAGGAACGCCACUCUGGCUUCUGAAGCGACGAGGCUGAGGUCGGCUUUGGCCUGCACCAAAAUACCAUGGCUGCUAAACAGGUAUUUGGAGUACACUUUGGACCCCACCAAGAUCCGUAAGCAGGACGCCUCUUCCACCAUCCAGUACAUCUACAGUAAUGUUGUGGGAAUGCCGCUGGCUUGGAACUUUGUCCGAGAAAGAUGGAGCUACAUCUUCAACCAGUACGGGAAAGGGAUGUUUUCCUUUGCUGGCCUCAUCAGCGGAAUCACUAAGAGAUUCUCCACGAAGUUCGAGUUGCAGGAGCUGGAGAAAUUCAAAGAGGACAACCUCCGUGUGGGUUUUGGCUCGGCCACCAUGGCCCUGAAGCAGGCCAUAGAGAAGACCACCGCCAACAUCAAAUGGGUGACGGACAACAAAGCGGAGGUGCUCCAGUGGUUCACGGAGGAAGCCACAUGAAGGGGACUGGCGCCCUACGUUUUUUGCGCCAUCAGGGAUUCGUAGCGAACGAUAAAUCACUGCAACGACAAAAACUCCACAACGACUGUUACCGUGACACGACAUGUCGACAGACACCAACCACAGAGCAAAGGACAAGACUGUUUUCUGUUUAAAUGUAUGGCUCCUUUGAUGUCUCCAAUGCAUGUCGUUCAGGAAUGGUCUGGAUCUCGAGCAGCCGCUUCCGAAGGCAUUAACAGUGACUCUGUGACUAUUAACCCUAACAGUGAUGGGAUGCAGACUGCCUUUCAUGCCAUUUUCAUAACUCGUGGAUAAGAUUGAAUGCUUGCCUUUUAUGUGUGUCAAUCUGCAAACGUGCAACGACUACAGGCCUCCAGCCUGUUUGCUUGGAAGCUGUACUCUGAUGUAGAGUCUGUGGGUGAAGCUGAAGGAUUUGGGGAACAAAAUUCAUGAAACUUCCUGGUAGAAAAAAAAAAAAAAUCUCAAAAUGCAUUAAAAAAUGUUACCCAUCUUAAACAGAUUCAUGUCUGCAGGGACGCCCCGUCCUGUCGUCGUUGCACAUUUUUUAUUAAUCUUCUGGUUGUUUCUCCUUUUCAAAAUAAAUAGUUUCCCCAUG
Oryzias melastigma (Indian medaka) is the source of this 3714-nucleotide messenger RNA. RefSeq names its product aminopeptidase N. Gene Ontology annotation, biological process: peptide catabolic process; proteolysis. The transcript is spliced from 20 exons. Gene Ontology annotation, cellular component: cytoplasm. Bases 207 to 3098 code for a protein of 963 amino acids. The record is from RefSeq and is a predicted model, not a curated record. Lineage: Eukaryota; Metazoa; Chordata; Actinopteri; Beloniformes; Adrianichthyidae. Gene Ontology annotation, molecular function: metalloaminopeptidase activity; zinc ion binding; peptide binding.